Halichondria panicea is the source of this 4675-nucleotide messenger RNA. RefSeq lists its product as uncharacterized. Lineage: Eukaryota; Metazoa; Porifera; Demospongiae; Suberitida; Halichondriidae. Gene Ontology annotation, molecular function: protein binding; chitin synthase activity. Gene Ontology annotation, cellular component: cell periphery; cell septum. The record is from RefSeq and is a predicted model, not a curated record. The coding region runs from base 245 to 4594 and encodes 1449 amino acids. The transcript is spliced from 11 exons.
GAGUAUAACCACAAUAGCCCAUUAUUCUCUAGCACUGCUACUGCCUCUAGAUCUAUUGGCCUAGCUAUAUAUAGUCAGUUUUGUGAGGUGUAGCUGCAUGAUCUGCAAGUAAUAAUUUCAUUCCUAUAUACUAGUCUAGACCUACUUUUUGCAAGCUGCAAGACAGAGGUUGUUGGACCAUAAGAAACUCUACUUUCAAGUUGCCAAGCAGAUCAAGGUUUCUACCCGGAACCGUCUCAGUGCCAUGGCCACCCGGUCCCCUAUGGGUAUUGAUGUGAGCUUCAGGGGAGAACAACAGGAGAAGAAAGAGAGGAGAUCAAGGAGGAGUCGACCAAGUGUUCGCAUGCAUCGAAUAUUACCAGAGGACACCUCCGUGGAAACAAAUGGGCAGCAGCAAGAAGAAGAUGAGAACAAAUCUAUCCCAGGAACGAGAGUCUUCUUUGUAAUCAAAGUUCUGUUUGGCAUAAUCUUCUUCCUCAUUGUGCUAGUGUGCACCGUGUUUAGCAAGCUCACCCUGGUUAGUCUAACGAAUAAAUUGAGGGACCUCUCAUUCUGCAACGAUACUACUGUCAAUCCAAUGUGCACGGAAAAAAUCGAAAGCUCAUUAGUUUCUCUUUACUGGCAGCUUCUCCUUGUCAUGGUGAUUCCAACUUUCAUUGUAUUUAUGCGAUCGCUGGUUUUUGGAGUUUUGGGAAAGACAACACAGACAUAUCCCUGGCCAAAAAUGAAGUCCGCAAUUUUGGGUAUAGUUGCCUCCAUUCUUGAAGUUGUAGCGAUCAGUGUGUUCGUAUUCCUGGUGAUGGCUGAACUUCCUCCCGGUAUCUCUCUCCUACUUCUCAGUGGAGUUUUUUUCUGUCAGAUUGCAAUCGAUAUCGUGUGUACCAAGAAAAUUUGCUGUGGACUGAAAUCUAAACCAUUGGGAUACAAAAAUAUAGAAGAUAGUUUGCAAGAUUCACAAGAAAAUGGAAACCUAGAUUCACAGCAAGAGGCAAUCACAGUUUCUAGCGUCCGGCUAGGAAAAGUGCGCAAGAUUCUUAGUGUUCUUAAGCUGCUGCUUGAAAAUAAGACUGUUAAAAUUCUAGCUCUCUCGCUUCAAUUCAGCAGUGUGGUUCUUUUUAUCGCUCUUUGGUGCUUUAGGUUUAUGUCAUUUUCCAAUACGGGGCUCACCACCGAUCUGUACAGGACAAGACCAAUGAUAGCUCUGCCUUUUUGUCUGUUGGUGCUGUCUGUCAUAUGGACGAACAAGUUUCAAGAUUGGAUCACGAAGAUCAACAAACAUGGUGCGUACGACGACAGAACAGCAAGAUACAAAUCAAGUUUUAUCAACUCGUCAGUUCGACUAGUAUUGUACCCGUUUGUCACCUACAUCAUCUUCCGUUACAUCACCACUCAUAAAGUAGACCCGUGGUGCAUGGUCCCUUCUGAUAGCCCUUGUUUGGAUUUCAGCGGCGACACUUUAUCGACCUUUUUAGUGCAGAUAUUCACCACUAUGUUUGCAUACCUCUUUGCUUGGAUUGCCUGUACAAUGACAUUGAGUCCAUAUGGUAUGGCAUUACCACUUCUAAUCGCUACUCCACUAUCAGCUAUUUGCUAUUACGUUCACAUGUACGGUUUCCAAUAUUUGUCUUUCCUGAGUUUUUAUAAAAGCGAAUCGAUUAUUAUUUUCGGUCAUGCAUAUCCUUGGGCACCCAUUAUCCUUGGAUUUCUGUGGGUGGGGCAAAUUCUUGGCAUCGGAUUUUACAUAUUCACAAAGAGAAACAUUAUUUUAUCUGAGGAUUCAAACAUGUUUUUAACUCCAUCUUAUGACGGUGUGUUUUUCGAACAGCAUAUGAUUUUGAACAGACAAGUGAAGAAAACAGGGGCUUCGGAGAAUGAGAUGACAUUUAUGGGAAAUGUGAUACUGAGAAGUCUAAGAACAAUCUUCAUCUGCUCUACAAUGUAUCGAGAAAAUGUGGUCGAAAUGAGACAAAUGCUGACUUCCAUAAGACGUGUAGCCUUGAAUUACGAGAGAGAGAAAAGAAUCAACCGACAAAAUUGUGACUCUUACGAAUCGCAUAUUUUCUUUGAUGGCGCUCUGAACGGAACUCAGUUGCAAGAUUUCGGACUUCAACUAUUAUCUCUUUUAGAGGAGACUCUCGAAGUUAAACCAAAAGACGGUAUAAAGAAAAUCACUCCUUAUGGAAUGUGUUUACAGUACCGUCUCAAUAAAGUUGAACCAAUGUCAUUUUACAUUCACUUCAAAGAUAAAAAUUUAGUCAAGCCGAAAAAGAGGUGGAGUCAAGUCAUGUACAUAAAUUACGUCAUCAACUACCGUAUUCAGAAUGAUCCUAAGCUAACGGCAAACAACACGUUUAUACUCACAACUGACGCAGAUAUCGAUUUCACUGCAAAAUCAGCUGUUGUUCUACUGGACAUGCUCGAAACAAACCCUAAAAUUGGAGCGGUAUGUGCCCGUACACACCCUAAGGGCUCGGGGCCUAUGUAUUGGUACCAGGUUUUCGAUUAUGCAAUAGGACAUUGGUUCCAAAAACCGGCCGAACAUUUGCUAGGAUGUGUCCUCUGCUCUCCUGGCUGCUUUAGCGUGUUUCGUUGCAGUGCUCUGCAGGAGGUUAUUGAAACGUACUCUACCCUGGCGACCAAUGGGAUGGAGUUUCUAAUGAAGGAUAUGGGUGAAGAUCGAUGGCUGUGUACACUUCUUAUCAAGAAAGGCUGGCGACUCGAAUAUUGUGCUAUUUCAGAGGACCAAACCUACUGCCCACUUGAGUUUGGGGAGUUUUUUGGACAGCGUAGGAGAUGGAUUCCGUCUACGAUUGCCAACCUGAGCUUGCUGAUUUCCGAAACUACUAGCAUCACUCGAAAAAAUGACACUGUAUCUGUUUUGUUUAUUCUGUUUCAAGCUAUUAUGGUGUUCUCUACGGCUAUCUCCCCCGCUACUGUGAUACUGUUGAUUGCCUCAGGCCUUCAGUCAGCGUUCUCUAUUUCUGAUGAACUCACCUAUUUAAUAAUUGCACUGCUGAUAUUUGUGAGUGUAAUCUAUGGAAUGGUCUGUCUCUUUGCUUCACCAAAAUCCCAAAUAGAUGUUGCAAAAGUUUUGAGUUUCAUCUUUGCAAUAGUAAUGCUAACGGUUUUCGUGGGCAUCUUGCAGGGUGUCAUACAAGACAUUUUUCCUGACCCAGAUCUCACUUUUCUCAAAUCUCCCAACUGUUCUGCUAUUACUGGACAAAAUAUCACUGGUGAUAUUGCAAAGUGCAAAGGUCUUUCAAGAUACCUCGAUUCUCUACCAAACACACUCCCACAGGGCCAGUUCAAACUACCAGUCAGUAUUAGCGUCAUCUACCUCGGUAUCUUUGCAGUUACCUUUAUCGUUGCAGCUCUCUUACACCCUACCGAGUUCACUUGCCUUUUUCAUUUUAUUUGGUAUAUCUUGGCCUUGCCCUCGGGCUAUUUGCUGUUGCUGAUCUACUCGGCUGCUAACUUGGACUCUCAAAGCUGGGGCACUCGGGAAGGCAGUAGUGGAAAGGAUAAAGGAUUGCUCGGAUGGGGAAAGUACUUCAAAAUAGCGUGGAACAAACUUGUGUCUUGUUGUGUUCAAACUCGGUGUUGUAAGCCCGAUCAAGAUAUUGAAAAUAUAACCACCGCCAAAGAGGCACCAAAGAAAGAACAAGAAGACAGCAGCUCAUCACAUGAGCACCACUCUAUGGCUGAUAUAGACUAUGUUAAAAUGAGUAAAGAAGCUCGGAAAUGGUUACUGAAGAACGGUUGCAGUGAGGACUAUGUUCAGAUGUUCUCUGAGAAUGGAUACACCACCGAACACUACAUUGCAGCUAUGGCACUCAAAGAUCUUGAGGAGAUUGGAAUCGACAAGAGAGGGUUUCGACUUCGUCUUGCCAAGGCAGCCAAGAGGCUACCUGGUCUGCCCAUACACGUGGAUGUUCCAGAGGAUGUAGGAACAUGGUUGAGAAAUCUUGAGAUGACCGAGUACACACAGCUGUUCAUGUCCGAAGGUUAUGAGGCGGGGGAGGAUAUCGAGAAUUUGAAAGGCCUCACAAAGAAAGAUUUGCAAGGGAUGGGGAUCACAAAAAGAGCUCAUUUGCAGCGCCUGACAAAGGCACUACACAGUCUGGCAUACCCCAAGGAAGUUGAGCUACAAAUGUACCACACUAAAGGAGUGAUAGAAAAUGUUAGUGACGUGCCGCUGAGCAACGAAGAAACUCAAUUCUGGAAAGACUUGAUUGUCAAGAAGCUCAAACCAGUCUCAACACAACUCACCGCUAUUGAGGAGAUCAAGGAGUCACUACGCAGUCUAAGAAACACGGUCCUUGUGGUUCUGUUCCUUGUGAACAUCAUGUGGAUCAUUGCACUCUCCACUUUUAAAUUUCCGAGACUGGCUGAUUACGGUAUUGACCCGAGGGCGUUUCAGUUCUUGUUUCUGUUUGUGUACGGCUUCAUCAUCAUUGUGCAGUUCUUGAUGAUGAUCUGCCACAGAGGGAUCACCUUGGUGCACUAUUUUGGACGAGUUAGACCUUAUCAUGUUGUCAUACCUCCCACCGGUCAACUAGACUUUUUGAAUGUAUCUUUAAAGCAUCCAUACUAGAUAGUAUUGUGUUUGUGUGUUUUUGUGGAUGAUACUUUAUGAUUUAUUAUACAGUUUUACAACAGACAAUCUUUCCCCUAA